AUCACCGGAAGCGACGCUGCGGCAGCUUCCGGCCGCGGCGCGGUUGGCGAUGACGAUGGCGGGCAAGAGGUCGGGCCGAGACAAGCGGCGGAAGCGGAGCCACGGCGAGGACAGUCACGGGGAGAGGAAGCGUCUCAACUCCGACUCGAGCGCAGUCGAGAUUAUAUCAAAAACUGGUGGUAUAGUGGACAGCGAGGAAGGAUAUCUAAGUUUACUACAGGAUCCAAAUCAGUUGGAAAGGUGGAACAAGGAACGGCAAAUAAAAUUUAACUCCAAUCAGCGUGAGGCAGGAAGAAUUGCUUCAGAAAAAGAGGCAGCCACUGAGCACAGUGACUUUGAAGAGGGAGGUCUCGACCUUAGUAUUUCCUUGAAACCAAUCAGUUCGUAUAUCUCUGAUAGGAAGGAAAUGCUCGAACAGUGCUUCAAAAUUAUUGGUGAAAAAAAACUCCAGAAGAUGCUCCCAGAUAUUUUGAAGCAGAGCUGCUCUGUAGAAGAAAUUAAAUCAUUAUGCUUGGAGCAACUGACACUUCUAUCUGAUAAGAAACUUCUCCAAAUUAUUGAGGGUGAAGACCUAGGAUCUUCUGAGACUGAGGAGGAGGCAGUAGAGAGUGAUAGGUGCAAGAAAAAAUUGGAAACAGAAAGCCAAUCUUACUGUCUGUCUGUAGCACGUACCCAAGGACAAAUUGCCAUUAUCAGACAAGACAAUAAUGUAGACUCCACAUCUUCCUAUAAAGAACACAAGGACCAAGAAGCUCCUGAAUUGAGAAAGGGUGGAGCUUCUGGAGAUGAAAGUGAUGCCCUGAGCAUAAAUGCUGAAGCAUACGAUAGUGACAUAGAGCAAAACUGCAACGAACAAGAAGAAAGUACAGAUGUGUUACUGCAUAGAUGUGCACCUACGCCUGUUGGUGUUGCAGAUGAGAUUCAAAAGGACAUUGAAAAGAGUGUAAAUGAGAUUCUUGGUUUGUCGGGGUCUACUACAGGGAAAGAUCAAUCGGCUGCUGCUCUCAAUGCUGACAGUGAUGGACUUCAACCUUCAGCACAGCAACUGGAACUGCUCGAAUUGGAAAUGCGAGCCAGAGCAAUCAAGGCUCUUAUGAGAGCUGGAGAUAUCAAAACACAGACUUAACCACUACGACAAACUGAGUUGUGACACUUAAGGGAAGGUUAAAAACUGUCAUAAGCUAACACUACAGGCCAAACAGAAGAUCUGCUUUGUUACCACUCUUGCCUUUGUUCUUCCUCCUCCAGACUUACAACUGUAUUUUUGUGCUGGAAUCUUCUGUUAAUAUCAUUCUUAAAUCAACUAUUGAGUUCCCUUUGUUAUUGAUAUUUGCUGUUGAAAAUACUUAGUAAAAGAAAUGUGAUGAAAGCAGGUAAAGAUAUUUGAAUGUGCAAUCUGUACUCGUCAAAAUAGUACCUGAUACAUCAUUGCACCCUGGAUGGCCUGGCAGCGAAACUGUGACCUCGUUUCAGUCAAAUGUUUACAGAGUACUACUGGUUGGAUGUGGCAUUGUUGUAAAGAUUCUACUAACAAAGCCUGCUCAUUUUGCCCUCAGCAGUUUAACUAGUUAACUGGGGAGUCAGCACUUUGAAUUGAAGUAAAAGAAAGGAAAAAAUAUUCACUGGUUGAGAGAAUUAUAUCUCAAUCUAUUUUCUACCUUGUAAUGUGAAGCACUAUUACUAAAUUCACUGAUUUUUGAAUAACAUUUGUUGGUACAAAUCUGACCCAUCGUUGUGAUGACAGCCUAUUGGGCAUAAAUUUAUUUUAAAACAUAACUUCAAAUACUGGAGCAAAAAUCUGAAUUGCAUAUAUUGCCAGGUUUAUAAUUGAAAAAAAAUCAGGCACAUCUAUUGAACAAGGAAAUUACAUGAAUGCAGAAUAUUUAGUUUAUUAUAUGGAUAAAGAAAUGUUGGUGUCAUUUUUUUGCUUUUAACUUUAACUAAUAUUCUAAAAAACAAUUUAAGAUAAAGACCACGAUUUAUUUACCUGUUUCAAGUUUGCUUCAAAAUGUGAAGUCACUGCAUACAGACCUUUUGGUGACUAGUCUGCAUAGUUGAAAAUGGUUGUUCUUCAGCAUUUGAUAUUCUGAAAACCUGCACCAUGUCUAAAAAUAACAUCAAUUUUAAUUAGAACAAAAGAAAAUCACUUUUGAUUAUUUUGUUGAAAACAGUUUUCCAAAUGUGCUCUUAAAAACAAAAUUACAAUGAUUUCAUCAAAAUUGAUUUAACCAAAAGCAUGUUAUUUGUGUGCAUUAACAAAUAUUACAUUAUUUUAAUGUUCCUGUCUGGCAGUUGUUUGGAUCACCUUUUUUUGUGAUUGUUCACUUAAAAACUUAAUUGUAUUUAAUUUGAGCAAACAAGCAAUUUCAUACUUUGCAGUUUACAUCUGCAAAAAUGUUUCUUUGAGGAGAAUGAAUCAGAAUCUUCUCAUGAAAGUAACAAAAAGUAUAUGUAAAUUGAACAAAGAUUAUUCCGUGUACUGCUAGAAAGCAUAAUGCCAUUUUCCACUGUAAAACUGAGAUCAAUGACAUUAUCUUUGACAUCAUCCCUGUCUUGAUUUAAAUGCAAUUAAACCUCAAUGUGCUAUGAACA
Molecule: messenger RNA, 2592 nt
Organism: Leucoraja erinaceus (little skate)
Lineage: Eukaryota; Metazoa; Chordata; Chondrichthyes; Rajiformes; Rajidae
Product: caspase activity and apoptosis inhibitor 1
Exons: 8
Coding region: 50-1126 (358 amino acids)
Source: RefSeq, a predicted model, not a curated record